GGGAGAUAAAAUUGAAGAUUGGAAAUUGGCGCGGAGACUUGAGAAAGUUAUCGAACGAAGCAGCGGCAGGUAAAUUACCUGACGGCGAACCGCGGACGGCGGACGGCGGACGGCGGAAUCGUCCUCUGAUAGCUUUUGUCUUCCUACUUCCAGGCUUAGCGGCGUACUUCAAUCGUAUCGGCUACUCUUUCUUCGUCUUCGCACGGCCAGGUUACAGUGCAUAAACCGUUUCCGUAACUUUUUGUGCGCUCUCUCUGCUGUUGCAAUCAUUUGGUAUCAAUUGUGAAGGAAUAACAAGAAAAUGAAGCUUCGUCUUCAUUUUUAAGAAAAUCAAAUCGUCAUCCUGUGGAAUUUUCUUCAUCUAGCUGUUCUUCUUUCAAGUCCGAGGUUACGGCAGCGUACGUCAACCAUUUCUGACAAUGUUCACUAAGUUCGGAUUCUUAUCAGAUGAAGGCGCUACAAACUAUCGAGUUUGCUGAUUUGACUUAGUAGGUUUCUCUGCUCACUCACUUCAUCUUUCCGAAUCCUGCUCAAUUGGACCUCUCCGAGUUUGCGAGCAACGUUCUGCUGCUGGUGUGGGAGAAAGAUAUCAUGAGUAUGUUUUUUUGUAACGAGAAACUCUAUCUUUCUGAAUUCUCUCUGUUCCGACUCUAUCGAAUAUGCUGAUUGGUAUGAGUAUGUUUCUUUCUCAAACACUCGUCUUAAUCUUUCUGAAUUAUUUUCUUGAUGAACAGAAACGUUAUAUUUCUUCAUUCUUCUGAUAUUAUCGAGUCUGCUCAAUCGAAUAAGUAUAUUUCUCUGCUCAAUGACCUAAUUUUUCCGAAUAAUUUUUUUUUACAAGUAACUAUAUCUUUCUAUAUCUUUUCUCCGUAACUCUUUUGUAAGAAACUUUGCCUUUUACAAUUCUAAAUAGAAUUAGUUCAAACAGAUUUUCUGUUUAGUUUCUAAAUUAUUUGAUUCACGAAUCAUCAUGUGCGACUUGCUCAUGGUGCUUGGAGGAGACCGAGAUCAAAUUAGCAUUACUCCGAAAUUGUAUGGCUAAUGAGCUAAGAGAGGGAUGUUAUUCUGACAGACGGCUUUAUUUCUGGAUUUUUUCAGACAAAUCUUGCUCAAUCUAUGCACAUUUUUCAUGCAGUCUCUUUUGUUAUUAUUAUUAUUUUGUUUGAAUUCUAUGCUUUUUAAGAAAUAAAUUACAGUGUACUUUGUUUUCCUCAGUCAUCCAGUCAAUACUUUCAGAAAUUCAUUUUCAGAUGUAAACGGACUGCUAUUCAUCUUUAUAUAUGACAGUUGAAACGGUUUUUAUAGAUCAGUUAUCUGACACUUAUCAUUAGACUGACUGACGGAAGAAUUGGUAUUUAAUUUGCUUAGCUGCCGUACUUUUGUUGCGGGACUGAGAUCAUAAAUAUGCAAUCUAUUUUCUUGCCAAAAACAUUCAUCGUAUACUCAUUUGGUGGAGUAUAUUCUGGCACUUUGUUGCAUCGAAGUUCUAGUAAAUGUGAUGGAAGGUAUAUGUUUGGCGAUGCCGUAUUAAAGUUGUUUAGGAAGAAUGGCCUAAAAAAGGUCAGUAAAGCAGCAUUAUAUGAUAAUUAUACUAUUAGCGCUAGGUGGCAUGGAUGUAAAGAUCAAGAGGAACUAUCUGGUGAUUUGUGCAACUGUUUGAUUCGUGACUAUUGUAAGGUAGGGAAUGUUGAUGCUGCCAUGUCUCUUCUUUCUCAUAUGGAGGCUGUAGGUCUCCAUGCCUCUGUAGCAUCUUACACAUAUUUGAUUGAAGCUCAUGGAAAUGUAGGCAGGACUUUGGAAGCUGAUAUCUUAUUUCAAGAAAUGAUUAGUUUUGGUCGUAUGCCAAGAACAACGGUCUGCAAUGCACUACUAAGAGGGUUCUUGAGAAAAGGCCUUUUAGAUCUUGCAUCUGAUGUUCUUGUGUUAAUGAGUGAUUUAGAUAUUCAAAAAAAUCAAGAAACGUAUGAAAUUCUCUUGGAUUAUCAUGCCAAUGCUGGACGGCUGGAAGAUACUUGGUCUAUUAUUAAUGAGAUGAAACGAAAAGGUUUUGAGCUGAACUCAUUUGUGUAUAGUAAGGUUAUUGUAAUAUAUCAGAACAAUGGCAUGUGGAAGAAAGCAGUGGGGAUCGUUGAUGAGAUAAGAAAAUCAGGGAUUUCUGUGGACAAACACAUUUACAACAGUAUCAUAGAUACAUUUGGGAAAUAUGGUCAAUUACCCGAGGCCUUAGAAGUGUUCAAAAAAAUGCAGCAGGAUGGUGUAAUGCCUGAUAUAACGACCUGGAAUUCGCUGAUACAAUGGAACUGUAAAUCUGGGAACCUUGCUACUGCCCUGGAGUUAUUCACUGACAUGCAAGAACAGGGGAUGCAUCCAGAUCCUAAGAUUUUCAUUACUCUAAUUAGCUCGUUGGGUGAGCAGGGAAAGUGGGAUAUUAUAAAGAAGAAUCUUGAUAGUAUGAAGCUCAGAGGGCAUAAGAAUAGUGGCCUAGUUUAUGAAAUUUUAGUUGAUAUUUAUGGGCAGUAUGGUCAAUUUCGGGAUGCUGAGAAAUGUAUAUCUGCUCUCAAGUCUGCAGGUCUUCUACCAUCCGCUAGCAAUUUUUGCAUUAUAGCAAAUGCUUUUGCUCGACAGGGGUUGUGUGAAGAGACAGUAAAAGUGCUUCAGCUAAUGGAGGCAGAAGGAAUCGAACCAAAUCUUGUAAUGCUGAAUGUACUGAUCAAUGCGUUUGCUGUUGCUGGCAGACAUUUGGAGGCGAUGGCCAUUUAUCAUCAUAUAGUUGAAGUUGGUAUCAGUCCUGAUGUUAUAACCUACACCACCCUUAUGAAGGCGUAUAUUCGUGCAAAGAAGUUUCAUAAGGUCCCUGAAAUAUAUAAAGAAAUGGAACGUGCUGGUUGCACGCCAGAUAGGAAGGCCAGAGAGAUGUUGAAGUCCGUAACAGUGGUUCUUGAACAGAGGCAUUCAGCCAUCUAAAAUCUUGAUCGAGGAAUUGAUCUACACCAAGAAAGUAGAUCAUAAUGCCAGGCCAACCUUCAAAUGGACCCUGGGGAACUAGGGGCAGAAACAGUUUCUGGCAAUAACCUUGGAGAUGCAACGACGUCUAUCUUGUAAGUUGUAACCAUUAUGAUAAUCAUAGCACAAAUUCUUUUAUUAUUCUAUAUGUUAUUUGGGGAUGAGAAUCUUAUCCUUAAAACCGGGGCGAAAAUUGGAUGCUGCUGAUAACAAUUGAGUAGUAGUUUGUUUAUUCCUUAGUUUUUUGUAUGAAGUGAAAAUUAUAAUACUUCCUUUUAUCCCUGUAUUUUUUUAACGGAAAAAAAUAAUAAUAGAACAAGGCCUCUGCAAAGAAGAAAAAUAGGCAAAAUGAAGGAAGAAUAAACAAAGUUUUUUUUUUUUUUUAGCUAAACAUAUCCGAACUUGUAUGAAAUUCAAUUGCUUAGAAAUCCCAUCUAAGAUCGGGGUACUUCUUUAGGAAGUGGAUUAUGUAACAUUAAUUGGUUAAUGUUAGCAUGUUUGUAUAAUGUACUAUGAUUGGUUACUUUGAAAUAUACAUUGUAUGAUGUCAUUCGAAA
Cucurbita moschata (crookneck pumpkin) is the source of this 3560-nucleotide messenger RNA. RefSeq names its product pentatricopeptide repeat-containing protein At5g42310, chloroplastic-like. Lineage: Eukaryota; Viridiplantae; Streptophyta; Magnoliopsida; Cucurbitales; Cucurbitaceae. The record is from RefSeq and is a predicted model, not a curated record. Bases 1405 to 2964 code for a protein of 519 amino acids. The transcript has 9 exons. Gene Ontology annotation, molecular function: protein binding.